AUGAGUGUGGGUGCGAGUGCGGGUGAGGGAGCGAAGAAGCUGGGUGAGAAGUUGAUGGCGGAAGUCGAGGUUGAGGACUUGAGCUCGAUCUUCUUCGGCAUCCCAGAGAUAGACAUCCUCUUUCCCAGCUCAACAUCACCCAUCCUCGAACUCGUCUCCCCACCACCAACACACCACCCAUCCGGCGCUGGCAAGACUUCACUACUCUACCUAAUCAUCGCCCACGCCAUCCUUCCCACCACAUUCUCCUCAACUCCACUAUCAGGCCAAAAUGCCGCCGUCAUCCUCUUCGAUCCACUCCACCACUUCAGCGUCCCGCGGCUCGCGAAAGUAAUCUUCACCAUAAUAUCCACCACCCUCCACUCAGCUGCGAAAGAAAUCGAGCCGCUCAAACCCGCCAUCAAAACCCUCAUCGCAACAAGCCUCCUGCACGUGCACAUCUUCCGCCCGCAAUCAUGGUCCGCAACACUAUCAACAUUGAAAAGCAUGCCGGAUUAUUUAUUCGACGAAGAAAGACACAAGAGCAAGCAUCGCCGCAUACACUCGAUCGUACUAGAAGACGUCGAUGCCUUUUGCUUCGACGCUCUUGACAUCUGCUUUGAUGCAGCUGCACACACAAUUCUCUUGUGGUGUCAUCCUUACCUCGCACUCCACCACGCCGUCAUCUUUUCGGCCAGCGAUUCCGACGUCGUGGCCGAAGGAGGUCAGUACAACGCGCUUGGCGGUUAG
Messenger RNA from Parastagonospora nodorum SN15, 729 nucleotides. RefSeq lists its product as hypothetical. Gene Ontology annotation, molecular function: four-way junction DNA binding. Gene Ontology annotation, biological process: DNA strand invasion; double-strand break repair via homologous recombination. The transcript is spliced from 3 exons. The record is from RefSeq and is a predicted model, not a curated record. Lineage: Eukaryota; Fungi; Ascomycota; Dothideomycetes; Pleosporales; Phaeosphaeriaceae. The coding region runs from base 1 to 729 and encodes 242 amino acids. Gene Ontology annotation, cellular component: replication fork; centrosome; Rad51B-Rad51C-Rad51D-XRCC2 complex.